Messenger RNA from Cotesia congregata, 387 nucleotides. Lineage: Eukaryota; Metazoa; Arthropoda; Insecta; Hymenoptera; Braconidae. The record is from the annotation of a GenBank genome assembly.
AUGGCAUUCAGACUUUUUGGAUUAUUAAUUUUAUCAGCGGUUUGUGUCGCUGUGAGGGCCGAGGGACACGCGCACUCUUUCCAGCACUUCCAUGGCCCGGUAAUCGGCGAUGACCAGGAGAUAAAGUGGGUUGACAAGCAUGGACACCAUCACGAGGACUCUGUUGCGCAUCCUCACUACGAGUUCGCUUACGGAGUCAAAGAUCAACACACUAACGAUUUUCACGGGCAAAAGGAGCACCGCGACGGGAACGAAGUGUCGGGUGAGUACACCGUUCAAGAACCCGGUGGUAAUAUCCGGACUGUCAAGUACCAUGCAGAUGAUACCGGUUUCCAUGCUCACGUUCAUAAUAGCAAUGGAAAUGAUCACGGCGAUCGCAGAAGAUAA